AAUUUUUUUUCUCGUGAAACAGGCAUAUAGAAAAUUUAAUGGCUGGGGUGGGGUACAAGCAAGAUAUGCCUCCUGCUGGAGGGUAUCGACCUAUGGACUGGAAAAGGGUGCCCGGGCGAUCUUACUUGGGAGGCAUCGCGAGUUUCGCAAUUUUUGGAGUUGUCACAACGGGUGCGUGGAUGUUGUACUACAAAGGAAAGCGGAGUAUUUGGGGCAGGGAGAUAGAGCAGCGCAGUGCGAAGCUGGCCAUUGAACCGCUUUUGACUGCGGAACGUGACCGAAUGUACCUUAAGCACGUUCGUAAACUCCGCGACGAGGAGGAAAAGCUCAUGGCUGACGUUCCUGGUUGGCAAGUAGGAAAAUUGUACGACGAACCGAUUUUCAAGACCGUCGGCGAUGACUUUUGGUGGGACCCGCAGAUGAACGAGUUCUACCUCCACAACGACCUGCAGCAUUUCAAAAAACGUUCUUACAUCCACUGGAUUCUCUGAAAUCUUCCUCAGUCAUUUCAUUCUAAGCUAGUGAAAUUUCAGUCGUUUUCUUUUGUCGCAGCAACAUCUGUUAAUUUCCAGUGGCUGGAAAGGACUUCACGAGUGAAUUGUGUUUAAUCCUAAUGUUUGUUGAGGGCGUAGUGAUCCCUCGUUUAGCAUGUGCAAUGAAGGUCUUGCUUGGACGAACGAAAAUA
Messenger RNA from Notodromas monacha, 685 nucleotides. The record is from the annotation of a GenBank genome assembly. NCBI's taxonomy places the organism in Eukaryota, Metazoa, Arthropoda, Ostracoda, Podocopida, Cyprididae.